Rhododendron vialii is the source of this 1966-nucleotide messenger RNA. RefSeq names its product probable disease resistance protein At5g45440. Gene Ontology annotation, biological process: defense response to other organism. The record is from RefSeq and is a predicted model, not a curated record. Gene Ontology annotation, molecular function: ADP binding. Bases 145 to 1692 code for a protein of 515 amino acids. Lineage: Eukaryota; Viridiplantae; Streptophyta; Magnoliopsida; Ericales; Ericaceae. The transcript has a single exon.
AAAACAAAAAAGACUUGAUGAAGUCGACCUUUUUAUGGUCUUCUCGACUCCUAAUAACCAGACCAUUCUCCUCUACCCUUGAAACAGUUGAACCAUAGAAGGGAAAAGAGGAAGAGAAAGGGGAUCUCAAAGAGGAGUUCUGAAAUGGCUGAUCAAAAUCAAAUUGAAGAGUACCUAGUAGAGAAACUCAAGAAAACACUUGAAGAACUAGCGAGGGGAGAGAAACAUCUCCCAGCCAGACUAGCUAAUCUCUAUAAAAAAUUCAAGGAUUUGAAGAAAUCACUUGGAGGUCCAAACCAGAAAGUACUAAAGCCAAGGGAAAAGCUCUACAAGCUCGACAACUUGUUGAGCGAGUGGAGAAUUCACUCGAAGAAGAAGAACCAUUACUCCUGGGAAUCCCUUUGCUUUGUUCGCAAUUACGGAAAGGAGUUGAAAAAUAUCGCAAAGGAACUCGAUGAUACUGCUUCGACCGGAGGAACUGGAGAUUUACCGGCUAGCAAUGGACCCGUCUCGCGCAAAGAAGUUGAAGAUUUUCGAUGGAGCGAUCGAUUUGUGGACGAAAAUAAGGUUCAUGGGAUUCACGACAAGGCCAUAUCCCUUAAGAAAUUCCUCGUUUCGGGGAGAGAAAACAACGAUCGUCGGUUUAGUAUGAUUGGAAUCGUUGGGAUGAGAGGAGUGGGAAAGACGACGCUAGCCCAGGUGGUUUUCAACAAGCCGGAAGUGAAGAAACACUUCCUUCCGAGAAUCUGGGUGUGCGCGUCGAAACAACCAGAGGACGAUUUUGAUCGUCGAAUCGAGAUUGUAAAGAGAAUGCUGAUGUGUCUUGGUGUCGAAGAAAAGAUCAUCGAGUCGGCCCGCCAACACGGGCUUAAAGGGUUUCUCUUCGCUCUUCGCCUGCAGUUAACGGGCAAGAGGUACCUGAUUGUACUAGAUGAUGUGUGGUGCAAAGAAGAGAUGUACGAGGAGUUCUCUACAAAUUUCUGUUCGUCUUUGGAGGCAGACGAAAACAAAUGUAGCGAAAAGCUCGCCUACGGAUUGCCAAAAGGGUACGGGGGAGCGGUUAUCGUAACCAGUAGGAUUGAGAAAUUAGUGAUAAAAAUGGUGGGUGAGGAGAACUUGCAUAUAGUCAAGCCGCUUAAAGAUCCCAAGGACUGCUGGAAGAUUUUCAAAGAUUCAGCUGGGCAAAUUGACGAAGAAGUGGCAGAGGAUCAGAAAGCGAAGACCGUAGAGGAUACUGACUCUGCUAAUGGGCAUGUUGACCAGCAGGAGGAGGAUCCGAUUGAAGUGAAUUCUGCCUCUGCUAAUGGGCAUGUUGACCAACAGGAGAAGGAUCAGAUUGAAGAGAAUUCUGCCAAUUCUGCCUCUGCUAAUGGGCAUGUUGACCAGCAGGUACAGGAUCAGAUUGAAGAGAAUUCUGCCUCUGCUAAUGGGCAGAAUUCUAACAUACAGGAGAAGGAGGAGGAGGAUCCAAUUGAAAGAGAGUUUAAGGAACUGAAAGAGAAGAUUAUAGAGAAGUGCGCCGGGCUUCCGUUGGCUGCAAGAAUGAUGGGGGAGAUUGCUCGUGAAUCGGAUCAUCAAAGAACAAGAAGAGUACCGGCCGAGAGUCCUCAGAGGGAGCAACAACAGGUUGUGGAAAACCCAGGAGUACCCGAGAGUACCCAGAGCGAUGAGCAACACCGCCAGGAGGAUUGAAGCGGAUGGCGAAGCUUGAUUGAAGAAUAGGGGUUGUUGAUUUGGUUGUCAUUUGUUUCUUUUGUUGUUUGUAGUGGUAGUUGGUUUUCUGUAUGGCUAGCUCUUGGGAUGUCCAAGAACAUAUUCUUGUUUUUUCCAACUGUUUGGAAUCUGUUCGUGUUUCAUCUUUUGAAAUGCCUGAAUUCUUGUAUUAUCCAGGAAUGAUAAAGAAGGAAAUGGGGUAAAGAAACGAAAUAUCUAGGUUAUUUGAAUGAGGAUCGCUACUUGACUUGUA